Ambispora leptoticha is the source of this 4061-nucleotide messenger RNA. The record is from the annotation of a GenBank genome assembly. Lineage: Eukaryota; Fungi; Glomeromycota; Glomeromycetes; Archaeosporales; Ambisporaceae.
GAAAAAAUUUACAUUCAUUCAUGUCAAGUGAACGUGUUCAAGCAAAUUCUCUUAUUACAAAUCCGAUAGAAGUAGGGAAACGACCGUCGUCUGUCUUUGAACUGGAUACAUUUGUGUUUGGACGUCCACGUCAACAGCCACCUUUACAAGAGGAAGGCUUUCGACUGUCAAUCCUUCAUUCUCAGAAUACAAUCGAGUCUAAUAAUAGUAAUUUACAAACGCCUGAAAUAAAUGUGUUCGCGCAACCACUAUUUCGAAAAAAACCAGAUUCCGAGUUCUCUGUUCCUUGGAAACAGCAACAAGAAAGUAGCGGUGGUGCUGACUUUGCACAAGAAAAAACUGGCAUCGGUGGAGCAAAAACCCAAAGUUUAUUUGCUUUUCAAAUGCUUUCUGAUAAUAAUCACAACAAUAACAAUAGCAUCCAUAUUCCUGAAAAAUUACCAGAAAUCAAUUUAAUUUCAAGGGAAGAAGAAAAUAAUUUUCCCCUGUCAUCCUCAGAUCUUAGUACAGACGAUCCUUCUCCUCAAGAUGGCUCAAAAGCAGAUUUUCAAUCAUCAACAUCACAUGUUUUUAGUUCUAGUCAAAACAUCAACAGUCGUGAUCUUUCCAAUCUUGAUAAUCACACCAUAGCUGAAUCAAACUCAUUACCAAGAAACAAUGAUGAUGGCGACGCCGGUGAUAAUGAUGAGUCUCAUUCUAUUGAAUCAUCGAUUCUAUUCUCACAAAGAAACGAAACGACUUUUAAUUCGGAUGAUGUUGAUCAAUCGACCUUUCAAAUUUCCCACACAAUGGACAAUUUUUCCAAAAUCUCUGAUCCAUUAGCUACUCGUAAUAGAACAAACGAUUCUAGCAUAGAAUCAAAUAAUAGAAUAAACGAUAUUAAAAAAACAUCCCAAAUAAUUCAGAUAAGCGAAAACAAAUCCGAAGAAGACGAAUUCAGUAUGAUUAUGGAUGUGGUGAAAAAAUGGAGAUCUGAAGUAAAACGGCGAGACACGGAAAUUAAUAAACUAAGUGACACUAUAGAUCACUUGCGCAAAGACCUUUUACGACGUGAUGAGACAAUAAAACAGUAUAGCGAGCGUAUUAAGUGUGUCGAAGUGUUGAUCAAAAGGCAAUUUACAGACACUGAUCGAAAUCGCCAGCGUAUUGGCGAAUUGAAUAAACUUGCAUUCAAAUUUGAGAUCACAAAGGAAACCAAUGCAUCUUUAAUUGGAACGCAACGCGCUGAACUGGAGCAGUUGAGAGAAUGUAACUCAAAAUUAAUGCAAGACAAUGUUCAAGCCAACGAAAUCAUCAAUAAAUCGAGAGAAGAAUUACAACAAUCUAUUCUACAUUCCUCCAGAAGCGCUUCAGAACUUGAAGCUUCUCACAUACGUAUAAAGACUUUAACUAGUGAAUAUGAUUUGCUGAAAUCUAAUCAUAUUGAGGAAGUCCAAAAGCUAAAGCUUGAUGUGGAACGUGCUGAAAAUCAAUCGCAAGUGGAAUCUGAAGCCAAAAAGGAGUGCGAAGAAAAAAUUAAUUUAUUAACGGUCAAGGUUCAUCAGCAUGAAGUGGAUUUGGAAUCUAUGCAUCGGGAAAAUGAACGUCUAAAUGUUGCCAUUACGGAAAAAGAAAAUCAAAUUUUAUCAUUAAAAUCCAUCGAAACGCAGCGUAAAAGUUUACAAGCUGAACUUGACCACGUAAAAGAGAACACAAAUAAACAGAUCAAUGAUUUAUACCAGGAAAUAGAGAAUUUACGUACGCAUCAAAAAGCAGAACGGCAAAGAUUAGAAAAUGAAGGACGCGAGGAAAUCUGUCGCUUACAAGAAGAUUUUCUAAAGAAGCGCACUGCUUGGGAACAACAAUGGCAUGAUGAAAACGCUCGACUCGAAUCUGAAUGUCGUGAAGAACGUGAACAGCGGUCGAAAUUAGAGUCAAAAUUUCAUGAAAAAGGCACAGAAAAUUUACGUCUCGAGGCGGAAUUACGAAAUUCUCAAGUUAAAUUGGAUGAAAUCAUGCAAUCAAAUAAAAAAUAUAAGAAUCAAAUCGAAGAUCUCGAGAAACAACUUUGUCAAUAUGUUCAUCCUAAGAUUGAAUCUUUCUCAAUUGGUGUAGGAACUGCGGAAAUUCCAGAAAUUGAUGUUUUAAUUCAACACGAAAAAUUUAUUGCUGAAAGUGAUCGAGAACUUUCUACAACCAAGAAUAAAAUCACAGAGUUGAAUAAGGCUCUUGAGUUAUCAAUGAGUAAAUUCAAAUCUAUAGAAUCUGAACUCGCCUCAAUGACUGUUAAUUAUAACAAACUUUUAGAAGAGCACAAUAAAUUAACUUUGGGAACGAGCAACACUGAAGUUCAGAAAAAAAAUGCGGUUGAUCAAGCUCUUAAUAGAGCUCAGCUUUAUUAUCAAGAUUUAGCCAAAAGAGCGGCCGUCCAACACGAAAAUGAGAUACGGAAAAGAGAUUGCAAACUACGCGAAGCAGAAAUACGAGAAUCUACCUUAAAUGAAGAAAUUAGAUCUCUUAGAUCUAAGCUACUUCAAGUAGAGUCAAAAGAUCGCGCAUCUACAGAACAAAUGGCCCAGCUUCCGAAUACCGAAAUAAAAUUGGAUGUACAGUUGAUGAACGAACAAAAGACGAAUAAGCAAACGCAAAUUAGAUCAGUCGUUUCCCCUUCACUCUAUGCUUCCUCGAAUACGAUAGAACAUACCGAGGCAAGUGUGUUCAACCAACUUCCUAAACACGAAUCCACUGAUAAUGCUUGCAGCAAAUACUUGACACUCUCCGAGAUAAACUCAAUGGUAAUUGACUCUAUCGAACAAAAGAAUCCUUCAAUAACAGAAACGAAGGUUGAAGAAUCUCAAAUGACUAUCAAGAAAGACAUCGAAGAUUCGAUUGGGAUAGGAAGUUCCCAAGAUCAUCCUUCUGGUCGUGUAGUUCCUUCAUUGAAUGAUAAUACCACUACUAAGCAGAACAAAAAAAAUGAUGAAUGGCAGUCGCCAGGCACUCAAUUAAGAGCAAAACGUCGUAAGAUUAGUCGAGUCGAUAGCAAGGACAACUUACAACCAUCAUCAUCAUCAGAUAAAUCUUCAGCAGCACCGACAAAUAUUGGAGAUUCUAAUCGGCCAACCACCAAAACUUCACUUCGAAUCUUGGAUAUGAUACAAAAAGUAUUUCAGAAUACAUUAGACCAGCAAGAUUUUCAGAAUAGACUUCAAUUGAUAAAAGCUGCAUUUUACAAUCGUGAUUAUGAUGCUGUCUUUACGGACCAUGAAAAUUUAUCUGUAUAUUCUGCGAGAUACAUUCCUGGUCGAGCGUUAUGCUACUUUAAUUUAAUCAAGAAUGAACCGAAAAUAUUGGAGCUGUUUGGUAAUAACAAUAACGAUGAAACUCGAGUUUUUAGUGUGGGUUCCGGUGCGGGUAGUGAAUUGGUAGGAUUCGUAACCGCAUUAUUUCACCAUCAAAUAUCAUCAUCAAAUAAUGAUAGUAAUACUUUUGAAGGAAAACUGAUCUUGCAUAUGCAAGAUUACGUAGAUUGGAGCAAAGUUCUCAAUAGCCUUGAACUGACAAUCCGAGAGCAAUGGAAUAUUUCCCAUAAUAAGUUAGAAUGCUUGUUUUCUGUGGAUGAUGUGUUGGAACCUACACAGAAACUCAAAGAGCAAUUUGCAAAAGCGGAUCUCAUCACGUUCAUGUUUGUGAUGAAUGAAUUAUUUAUUAAUAAAAAGAAGGCUAUUGAAAUGAUUCAACUUCUUGUAAAGAUGAUGCGAAAAGGGUCACAUCUUUUGGUAGGAUAUUUGAUAAUUAGCGUGAUUUUCCUGGUUAUUUUAAAUUCAUUCGUACUAAAUACUUUUGAUCGUUCACAAUCUACGUGCGCGAGGCAGAUCUUAGAUUCUGCGGGAUCAUUCUCAAACAUUAAAAUCGGAGAAAACACAUAUAUGAUCUAUUUCCUUUUAGACGCACUCAAAGGUUUUACGCCCGUAAUCUCGAAUAAUUCGACAUGGUAUCGGUAUCCUGAAGAUUUAAAAUACCAUAAAUCAGCACCACUUGAAAAUAUGCGGUAUUAUAUAAGAUUGUAUCGCAAAGAUUAA